Molecule: messenger RNA, 10342 nt
Organism: Sorex araneus (European shrew)
Lineage: Eukaryota; Metazoa; Chordata; Mammalia; Eulipotyphla; Soricidae
Gene: LAMA3
Product: laminin subunit alpha 3
Exons: 75
Coding region: 1-9984 (3327 amino acids)
Biological process (GO): cell adhesion; regulation of embryonic development; regulation of cell adhesion
Cellular component (GO): basement membrane
Molecular function (GO): signaling receptor binding
Source: RefSeq, a predicted model, not a curated record
AUGGAGACGGCCUCGCGCGCUCGGGGCCGGGCACGGCGGCGAGUCCCGCUGCUGCCGCCGCCACUGCUGCUGCUGCUGCUGCCGCCGCCCGUCGUGUGCCCGGCCGCGGCCCCGCGCAGCCUGCUGCCGCCCUACUUCAACCUGGCCCAGGCCGCCCGGAUUUGGGCCACCGCCACCUGCGGGGAGCGGGAGUCGGGCGGCGCGCGGCCCCGGCCCGAGCUCUUCUGCAAGCUGGUCGGGGGCCCCACGGCGCCGGGCAGCGGCCAAGCCAUCCAGGGCCAGUUCUGUGACUACUGCAAUUCGGAGGACCCCAGGAAAGCGCAUCCAGCCAGCAAUGCAAUCGAUGGCUCUGAAAGUUGGUGGCAGAGUCCUCCUCUGUCCUCAGGCGCAAUGUACAACCAAGUCAAUGUCACCUUGGACCUCGGGCAGCUCUUCCACGUGGCAUAUGUUUUAAUCAAAUUUGCAAAUUCUCCUCGUCCCGAUCUUUGGGUUUUGGAGCGAUCUGUUGACUUUGGAAGCACCUACUCACCUUGGCAAUAUUUUGCCCAUUCUAGAUUAGACUGUUUAGAACAAUUUGGGCAGGAGGCAAAUAUGGCCAUCACCAGAGACGAUGAUGUACUUUGUACUACUGAAUAUUCUCGGAUUGUGCCUUUAGAAAAUGGUGAGGUUGUGGUGUCCUUGAUAAAUGGCCGCCCAGGUGCAAAAAAUUUUACCUUCUCUCCCACCCUGAGGGAAUUCACCAAGGCCACAAACAUCCGCCUGCGUUUUCUCCGAACCAACACGCUUCUUGGACACCUCAUCUCCAAAGCACAGAGGGACCCGACUGUCACCCGGCGGUAUUAUUACAGCAUAAAGGACAUCAGCAUUGGUGGGAGGUGUGUUUGCAACGGCCAUGCUGAGGUCUGCAGCGCAAACAAUCCUGAAAAACAGUUUCGGUGUGAAUGUCAGCACCACACAUGCGGGGAGACCUGUGAUCACUGUUGUGCAGGGUACAAUCAGAGGCCCUGGCAGCCCGCCGUUCAGGAGGUCACCCACGAGUGUGAAGCGUGUAACUGCCAUGGCCAUGCCAGGGACUGUUACUAUGACCCAAAUGUUGAGAGGUUGCAGACAAGCUUGAAUAUCCAGGGCAUUUAUGCAGGUGGAGGGGUCUGCAUUGACUGUCAGCACAAUACAGCUGGCAUAAACUGUGAGAAAUGUGCAAAGGGCUAUUAUCGCCCAUAUGGUGUCCCAGUUGAUGCCCCCCACGGCUGUAUCCCUUGCAGCUGUAACCCUGAGCAUGCGGAGGACUGCGAGCAGGGCUCUGGCCGCUGCACCUGCAAGCCGAAUUUCAGCGGAGACAACUGUGAGAAGUGUGCCACUGGAUACUACCGAUACCCCGCGUGCUUGAGAAUUCCCAUUGCAUCUAUUUCUACUCCAAAUCCAGAAGAUCCCAUAGCUGGGGAUAUAAAAGGCUGUGACUGUGAGCUGGAAGGAGUGCUCCCAGAGAUCUGCGAUGCCCAAGGAAGAUGCCUGUGCCGCCCUGGGGUGGAGGGCCCUCGGUGUGACGCCUGCCGCUCGGGGGCCUACUCCUUCCCCAUCUGCCAAGAUUGCCAGUGCUCAGCCCUCGGCUCCUACCAGACUCCCUGCGACCCAGUGAGCGGCCAGUGUGCCUGCCGCCCGGGGGUCACAGGAAGACGCUGUGACCGGUGUCUCUCAGGAGCCUUUGACUUCCCCGACUGCCAAGACUCCGGCAGUGCCUGUGACCCCGCGGGUACCCUCGACUCGAGCAGGGGCUAUUGCCAGUGUAAGCUUCACGUUGAAGGUCCUUCAUGUAGCAUCUGCAAACCAUUAUAUUGGAAUUUGGUCGAAGACAACCCCAUUGGAUGCUCAGCAUGCCAGUGCCACACGGCAGGAACAGCGAGCGGAAUUGGAGAGUGCGGCCAGCAAGACGGAGACUGUCGCUGCAAGUUCCAUGUGAGCGGCGACGCCUGUGACACGUGUGAGGACGGCUACUUUGCCUUGGCCAAGGACAGCUACUUUGGGUGUCGAGGGUGUCAGUGUGACAUCGGUGGAGCCAUCACCCCUGUGUGCAGUGGGUCCUCGGGAGAGUGCCAGUGCCGCGAGCAUGUUGUGGGGACGACCUGCCAGCGACCUGAAAACAAUUACUAUUUCCCGGAUCUGCACCAUAUGAAGUAUGAGAUCGAAGAUGGCAGCACCCCUGAUGGAAGAGAGCUUCGGUUUGGCUUUGAUCCCCUAGAGUUCCCUGGGUUCAGCUGGAGAGGUUAUGCCCAGAUGACCUCAUUGCAGAAUGAAGUAAGGAUCCGGUUGAAUGUAGGGGAAUCAAGCCUUUCCUUGUUUCGUAUUAUUCUGAGAUAUGCUAACCCUGGCACUCAAGCAGCAUCGGGCCACGUAAUAAUUUAUCCAGCCUCAUCUACAGAAGGUGAUGCUCAAAGCAAAGGAAUCGUCUUCCUGCCAAGUAAGGAACCAGCCUUUGUUACCAUCCCGGGAAAUGGUUUUGUAGAUCCAUUUUCAAUUGCACCAGGAACAUGGAUUGCUUGUAUCAAGGCAGAGGGAGUUCUUCUGGACUACUUGGUGCUGCUGCCUCGGGACUACUAUGAUGCACUGUCCUUGCAGCUGCCCGUCACAGAGCCCUGUGCUGACAUCGGAGACCCCGGGGAGAAUUGCUUGCUCUACCAGCAUUUGCCUGUGGCCCGAUUUUCCUGUGCUGCUGCGUGUGAGGCCAGCCACUUCCUGCUCGAUGGAGAGCCGAAGCCCCUGGCAAUGAGGCAGCCCAGCCCUGCACACCCUGUCAUGGCCGACCUCCAUGGGAGAGAGGUGGAGCUCCACCUGCAGCUCUGGGUCCCACAAGUUGACCGCUAUGUGGUCGUGGUGGAAUAUGCCACGGAAGCAGACCAACCAACUGUGGCUGAUGUGGAUGUGGAGAGCUCUGGCUCUGUCGUGGCGGGUCAGGUGAACAUCUACAGCUGCAAGUACAGCAUCGUCUGCCGCAGUGCUGUGACUGACAGCCAGCGCCGCCUGGCCGUGUAUGACCUGCUGGCAGACGCGGACAUUCACCUCAAAGUGCACAGGGCCCAGUUCUUUCUGCAUCAGAUUUGUCUCAUACCCAUUGAAGAAUUCUCAACCGAAUAUUUGAGCCCGCAAGUCAAAUGCAUUGCCAGUUAUGGACAAGUUGCUAAUCAAAGUGCUGCUUGUGUCUCGCUGGCCCCUGAAACUCCUCCAACAGCCUUAAUUUUUCACGUCCCGAGUGGUGAGUCUUCACUGCCCCUGCCUCAGGAUCCUACACCUGCUGCCGAUGUUGUUACUGGAGUGACCUUGCAGGCCCCUCAGAACCAAAUGACCAUAAAAGAACUUGUACCUCACCCAGGCCGAUAUGUCUUUGUCAUCCAUUUUUGCCAACCUGAACACCCCACGUUUGCUGCCCAAGUGUUUGUGGAUGGAGGGCACCUACGGCCAGGGAUCUUUCGUGCCUCUUUUUGUCCUCAUGUACUGGGCUGCCGGGACCAAGUGAUCGCAGAAAAUCAAAUUGAAUUUGAUGUCUCAGAACCUGAGGUGGCUGUGACAGUGAAGAUUCCAGAAGGAAAAUCCUUAGUGUUGGUCCGUAUCCUAGUGGUGCCUGCGGAAAAAUAUGACUACCAAAUCCUUCACAAGAAAUUCCUGGACAAGUCAUCCGAGUUUAUCACCAACUGUGGAAGAAACAGUUUUUAUAUUGACCCUCAGACAGCCUCCCAGUUUUGCAAGAAUUCUGCCACGUCCUUGGUGGCCCUUUACCACAACGGUGCACUGCCUUGUGGGUGUCACCCGGCUGGGACCAUUGGUCAUCACUGCAGCCCGGAGGGCGGACAGUGCCCGUGCAGGCCCGGCGUCACGGGGCGGCAGUGCAGCCGCUGUCAGACAGGCUACUUCGGAUUCCCACACUGCAAACCAUGCAGCUGUGGUGGGCGCCUCUGUGAGGAGACCACCGGGAAGUGCCUGUGCCCACCCCGCACACUCAGGCCCCAGUGUGAGGUGUGUGAGCCCAACUCUUUCAGCUUCCAUCCCCUGACCGGCUGUGAAAGGUGCAACUGUUCCCGGAUGGGCACCCUUGGGACCGACAGCCCAGAGUGUGACAGCCAUCACGGGCAGUGCAGGUGCAAACCCAGGGUCACAGGGCGGCAGUGUGACCGGUGUGCUGCAGGGUUUUACCACUUCCCUGAGUGCCUCCCCUGCCGGUGCAGCAAGGAUGGCUCAUUGCCAGAGGUCUGUGACCCCGACACCGGAGCUUGCCUCUGCAAGGAAAAUGUGGAAGGUCCAGAAUGCAGUGUGUGUCGAAAAGGAUCAUUCCAUCUGGACCCAUCAAAUCCCAAGGGCUGUACCAGCUGCUUUUGUUUUAGAGUAACCACUCUCUGUCAAAGUACACAUAGGAGAAGAACUAAGUUCGUGGAUAUGAUGGGCUGGCACCUGGAGACGGCGAACGGGGCUCACAUCCCGGUGUCCUUCAACCCGGGCAGCCGCAGUGUGGUCGCCGACCUGCAGGAGCUGCCGGCCACGGAGCACAGUGCCUUCUGGGUGGCACCGCCCUCCUACCUAGGGGACAAGGUUUCCUCGUACGGUGGGUACCUCACCUACCAAAUCAAGUCUUUUGGCCUCCCUGGGGACAUGACCCUUCUGGAGAAGGAGCCAGAUGUGCAGCUCAUGGGUCAGCAUGUGUCCAUUUUCUACGAGGCCCCAAACAGCCCCCGGCCAGACCGACUGUAUCAGGGGCGUGUGCAGCUGAUUGAGGGGAACUUCAGACACGCCAGCAGCGGAGCCCCCGUGUCCAGGGCAGAGCUGAUGACGCUGCUGUCUAGACUGCAAGGCAUGCGCCUGCGAGGCCUCUACUUCACGGAGACGCAGCGGCUCACCCUGGGCGAGGUGGGGCUGGAGGAGGCUUCUGACACAGGAAGUGGACGCAGAGCACAUCAAGUGGAGAAGUGUGCCUGUCCCCCUAACUUCCAGGGUGACUCAUGCCAGGGUUGCAGCCCUGGAUACUAUUGGGAUAGCAAUGGCUUGUAUACUGGACGCUGCGUUCCCUGCAGUUGCAACGGACACUCAAACCGAUGCCAGGAAGGUUCAGGAAUAUGUAUUAACUGCCAACAUAACACCGCUGGUGACCACUGUGAGCGCUGCAAAGAUGGUUUCUAUGGGAGCGCCGUGCAUGGGUCCUGUCAGGCCUGCCCAUGCCCUCACUCAAACAGUUUUGCCACUGGCUGUGUUGUGACUGGCGGAAACGUGAGGUGCUCCUGCAAACCCGGAUACACGGGAACACAAUGUGAAAGGUGUGCACCAGGAUAUUUUGGGAAUCCCCAGAAAUUUGGAGGUAGCUGCCAACCAUGUAAUUGCAAUAGCAAUGGCCAGUUGGGCAGUUGUGACCCCAUAACAGGAGACUGCAUAAACCAAGAACCCAAAGAUAGCGGGCCUGGAGAAGAAUGUGACGACUGUGACAGCUGUGUGAUGACACUCCUGAAUGACCUGGCCAGAAUGAGUGAUGAGCUGCGCCUGGUCCAAUCCCGGCUGCAGGGGCUGAGUGCCAGUGCGGACACUCUGGAGCAGAUGAGGCGCUUGGAGAGCCAGACUAAGGAUCUGAGGAACCAGUUGCUCAACUACCGUUCUACCAUUUCAAAUCAUGGCUUGAAAGUGGAUGGCCUAGAAAAAGAACUGAGUAAUUUGAAUCGUGAGUUUGAAACUGUGCAAGAAAAGGUUCAAACAAAUUCCAGAAAAGCACAAACACUAAAUGACAACGUUGAUCAGACAAUAAAGAGUGCCAAAGAGCUGGACUCCAAGCUUAAAACUGUCAUAAGCAACGUGCAAAUUCUUUUGAAGCAGGUUUCUGGGACCGAUGGAGAAGGCAACAAUGUGCCUCCAGGAGAUUUCUCCAGACAGUUGGCAGAGGCAGAACGGAUGAUGAGGGAACUGAGGAGCCGUGACUUUGGAAAGUCCCUGAAAGAAGCAGAAACUGCAAAGAGCGAGUCUCAGCUCUUGCUGACUCGAAUCAGGAGCUGGCUGGAAAGCCACCACGGGGAGAACAGCGGCCUGGUCAAGAGUAUCCACGAUUCUUUAAGCGAAUACGAAGGCAAAGUGAGUGACCUGUAUGCUAUGGUACAAGAAGCAACAGCCAAUGCCAAGAAGGCCAGCGGCCUCAACCAGGAAAAUGAGAGGGCCUUGGAGUCCAUCCGGAGAAAAGUCAAAGAAAUGGAUUCCCUGCAGAGUGAUUUCACCAAGUAUAUCACGAAUGCAGAUGUGUCCUUGCAGCAAACCAGAGUGGUCCUGCAACAGAUGGGGAGAAGCCAGGAGGACUAUGAAAAAUUAGCAGCCUCAUUAAACAAAGCCAGGCUUGAACUGAGUGACAGAGUGAGAGAACUUUCCAAAGCUGCCAGCAAAACAGCCCUGGUGGUGGAGGCAGAAAAACACGCACAGUCCUUGCAAGAACUGGCAAAGCAGCUGGAGGAGAUCAAGAAGAAUGCCAGCGGGGAUGAACUGGUGCGUGGCGCCGUGGAUGCUGCCACUGCUUACGACAACAUCCUCAAAGCCAUCAAGGCCGCCGAGGAUGCCGCCGACAGAGCCAGCAGCGCCUCAGAGGGGGCCCUCCAGACACUGACAAAUGAAGAUCUUCCUAGAAAAGCUAAAACCCUGAGUUCUGACAGUGAUACGCUGUUAAAGGAAGCCAAGAUAACACAGAAGAAGCUAGAGCAAGAAAUCAGUCCCGCUCUCAACAACCUACACCAAACUCUGAACAGUGUGACAAUUCAGAAGGAGCUGAUAGAAACCAACCUCACAGUCAUCCGUGAUGAUCUCCGUGGGAUACAAAGAGAUGACAUUGAUGAGAUGAUCAAUAGUGCAAAGAGCAUGGUCAGAAAUGCCAACGACAUCACCGAUGAGGUUCUGGAUGGGCUCAACCCCAUUCAGACAGACGUGGAGAGAAUGAAAGACACCUAUGGGACAGCACAGAGUGAAGACUUCAACAAGGCUCUCACCGAUGCAGAUAACUCUGUAAAGAAGCUAACCAACAAGCUACCUGAUCUUUUGAGCAAGAUUGAAAGUAUCAACCAGCAGCUGUUGCCUCUGGGCAACAUCUCCGACAAUGUGGAUAGGAUUCGAGAGCUAAUCCAGCAGGCACGAGAUGCUGCCAACAAGGUUGCUGUCCCCAUGAGGUUCAAUGGUAAAUCUGGAGUUGAAGUCCGGCUGCCCAGUGACCUGGAAGAUAUGAAAGGAUACACAUCUCUUUCUUUGUUUCUUCAAAGACCUGAGCCCAAAGAAAAUGGGGGCACAGAGAACAUGUUUGUGAUGUACCUUGGAAAUAAAGAUUCCUCCAGGGACUACAUUGGCAUGGCAGUUAUCAGGGGCCAACUCACAUGCAUCUACAACCUGGGAGAUCAUGAGGCUGAACUCCAGGUGGACCAGAUCUUAACCAGGAGCGAAACCCAGGAGGCGGUUAUGGACCGAGUGAAAUUUCAGAGAAUUUACCAGUUUGCAAGGCUUAAUUACACCAAAAAAGCCACAUCCAGUAAAUUGGAAAUUCCGCAAUUCUAUGAAAUGGAGAGUGGAAACAGCAAAACACUCCUGAAUCUGGAUCCUGAAAAUGUUGUAUUUUAUGUUGGAGGUUACCCACCUGAUUUUAGACUUCCCAGUAGAAUAAGAUUCCCUCCAUACAAAGGUUGUAUUGAACUAGAUGACCUAAAUGAAAAUGUGAUCAGUUUGUACAAUUUCAAGUCAGCAUUCAAUCUCAACACAACUGAAGUGGAGCCCUGUAGACGGAGAAAGGAAGAGUCAGACAAAAAUUAUUUUGAAGGUACAGGUUAUGCUCGAGUUCCAACUCAACCAAAUCAUCCUUUCCCAACCUUCGGACAGACUAUUCAGACCACCGUGGACAGAGGGUUGCUGUUCUUUGCAGAGAACCAGGAUCGCUUCAUCUCUCUAAAUAUAGAAGAUGGUGUUCUCGUGGUGCGGUACAAACUGAAUUCAGACUUGCCUGAAGAGAGAGGAUUCAAAGACAUCAUAAAUGAUGGGAAAGAUCAUUCGAUUCUCAUCAAAAUUGGCAAAGUCCAAAAACUUAUGUGGAUAAAUGUGAAUACCCAAAACAUUAAAAUUGAAGCUGAUAUAUUUGAUUUCAGCACUUACUAUCUGGGAGGAAUUCCAAUUGCUCUCAGGGAAAGAUUCAAUAUCUCCACACCUGCAUUCCGGGGCUGCAUGAAAAAUCUGAAGAAAACAAGUGGUGUUGUGAGAUUGAAUGAUACUGUGGGAGUAACCAAAAAAUGCUCAGAAGACUGGCAGCUCGUGCGAUCUGCCUCAUUCUCCAGGGGAGGCCAACUGAGUUUCACCAAUCUGGACUACCCAUUGCCCAACUACUACCAGGCCUCCUUCGGAUUUCAGACCUUUCAACCCAGUGGCGUUUUGUUAAAUCACCAAACAAGGUCGAGUAGUCUGCAGGUCACCUUGGAAGACGGUCACAUCGAGCUGAGCACCAGAGACAGCAGCAGCCCACUUCUCAAAUCUCCGCAGACCUACAUGGAUGGGCUGUUGCACUAUGUGACUGUGAUCAGCGACAACUCUGGGCUCCGGCUUCUCAUUGACGACCAGCCCCUGAAAAGCAGCCAAAGGCUUCAGGGCUUCUCCAACUCCCUGCAGUCCCUGCGUCUGGGCGGGAGUGACUUUGAGGGGUGCAUCAGCAACGUCUUGAUCCAGAGGUUGUCACAGAAUCCCACUGUUUUAGAUUUUGUCAGUAAAUCUACCAAGAGAGAGGUGUCACUGGGAGGCUGUGAUUUAAACAAACCGCCUUUCCUGAUGCUGCUCAAAGGUUCAACAAAGUUUUCCAAGGCCAAGACAUUCAACAGAGACCAGCUAUUACAGGACAUGCCAGUGGCCACCCCGAGGAGAAGAGCAGUGAUGUGGAGAGAAGCUCAGACCUGCCCAUCAUCUCCUGGGGCCCUCAGAUUUGGGGACAGCCCCACCAGUCACAUGCGGUUCACACUGCCCCCGGAGCUGCAGACCCCCAGGUGGCAGUUUGCUGUGGAUGUGCAGACAGUGUCCCCCAGAGGACUCGUUUUCUCCACAGGCACCGCAGAUGCCCACGUGGCUCUCUAUCUCUCGAAAGGACGUCUGGUCUUUGCACGGGGAACUGAUGGGAAAAGGCUGAGGCUCAAGAGCAAAGAGAGGUGCAACGAUGGGAAGUGGCACACGGUGGUGUUUGGGCAAGAUGGACUCAAAGGGCUCUUGGUUGUGGAUGGACUGAAGACCCGGGAGGGAAGUUUCCCUGGAAAUUCCACUGUUGGCCUCAGCUCAUCAAUUUACCUGGGAUCACCUCCUUCAGGGAAGCUAAAGGGCCUCCCCGCAAUCAGCUUUGUGGGAUGCCUGAAGAACUUUCAACUCAAUCUGCAACCCCUGGGUAGCCCUUCUGCAAGCGUGGGGGUGUCUCCCUGCUUCGACGGCUCUGUGGAGAAAGGCAUUUAUUUCUCCCAGGAAGGAGGCCUUGUGGUCCUAGCUAACCCGGUGUCCCUGGGACCAGAAUUUAAGCUUGUCUUCAGUAUUCGCCCAAGAAGUCUUACUGGAAUCCUCAUACUCAUCGGGACCGAGACAGGGAAGCACCUGUGUGUGUAUAUGGAGUCAGGGAAGGUCAUAGCCUCAGUGGAGAGUGAAGCAGGUGGCAUUUCAACGUCAGUCACGCCAAAGCAAUCUCUGUGUGAUGGACAGUGGCACUCGGUGGCAGUCACCAUAAAACAACACAUCCUGCAUCUGGAACUGGACUCAGACAACAGCUACACAGCGGGACGUCUUCCGUUCCCAUCUACCAGCACUCAGGAGCCGUUGCACAUCGGAGGUGUCCCAGCCAAUUUGAAGACCCUGAAGAUACCAGUGUGGAAAUCAUUUUUCGGCUGUCUGAAGAACAUUCAAGUCAACCACACUCCUGUCCCUGUCACCGAGGCCCUGGAAGUCCAGGGAACUGUCAGUCUAAAUGGCUGCCCUGACCACUGACGGGGACCUCCGGAAGAGCACGGGAGUUCACCUUCUCUGGCACUGAUGUCUCAGGCACUCCCUCGCCCCACAUAGCAUCAUUCUUGACUUAAGACACCAUCCAGACAGGUUCCAAUGAAAAUCUGACUUCUAAUUCCAACUACAUCUAACCACCAUUUUGGCAUUCAGUGCUAGAUAUGUAUUUUAUAUAAAAAUUCCAUUGCUUGAAGAUGAUGAACAAAUUGUCACAUGCUUUUGGUAAUAUUAUUUUCCACUAAAAAUUCAAUGUCUUUUAAGGAACAUUAUUUUCCAUUUAUUAAAAAUAUAUAUUUAAAAGCACUUUAAAAAUAUGAAAGUUUUACAUAUGUCAAGGGUAUAU